Molecule: messenger RNA, 1728 nt
Organism: Symbiodinium sp. CCMP2592
Lineage: Eukaryota; Dinophyceae; Suessiales; Symbiodiniaceae
Source: the annotation of a GenBank genome assembly
AUGGCAGAGCUGGGUCUGCCGGUAGCCCAAAUUCAAUGCGGAUGUCACACGGAUGCCCAGGUCAUUCCGCCCGACGACUCAGAGGGCGGUUCCGACUUGCUUGCAGCGGCGCAGAGCGCGGCCGAUGCGGCCGGAGGGAAAGGGCUGGAGACAUGCAUAAUGCGGGUAAUGGAGCCAAAGCAUCAGACCGACUUUCAUGUGUCUUCUGGUGCAGCUAGCAGCGCCGUGUCAGUGACUCGCGGGCAUUUGGGAGACCUCUUUGUGCCCAACAAGGCAUCUGGCCAAGUCAAAGAGCCUGUGGCUCCGCCGAAGCCCAGCGAGGGCUCAGAGUCCGGCAGCGACUUUUUCGGUUUGGCCAAGGGCGUGGCUGCAGAGGUUUCCAAAUCCGGCGUUGAGUCAGUGUCUGCGGGCCGCGGCGGUGUGGGUGAUCUCUUCGCGCCGAUGCGCGUCACGACGCCGCCCGCCGAAGACUCGGAGGCUGGUUCAGACCUUCUGGCCGCGGCGCGGACUGCAGCCGACGCGGUCUCGUCUGGAGUCGCCAGCAGUGCAGUCUCCGCGGCGAACGGUCGCCUUCGCGACCUCUUCGCCCCCAGCCAGGCAUCGAGAGGAAAGGCUCCAGCGGUCCCCCCGAAGCCCAGCGAGGGCUCUGAUUCCGGCAGCGACCUCCUGGGCUUCGCCAAGGGCGCUGCUGCCGAGGUCUCCCGUUCUGGCGUCCAGUCGGCAACAUCCGGGCUCGGCGGAGGUGGCAUGCGCCACUUGUUUGUGCCACCGGCGCGAUCGCGGGCUGUCACGACGCCGCCCGCCGAAGACUCGGAGGCUGGUUCAGACCUUCUGGCCGCGGCGCGGACUGCAGCCGACGCGGUCUCGUCUGGAGUCGCCAGCAGUGCAGUCUCCGCGGCGAACGGUCGCCUUCGCGACCUCUUCGCCCCCAGCCAGGCAUCGAGAGGAAAGGCUCCAGCGGUCCCCCCGAAGCCCAGCGAGGGCUCUGAUUCCGGCAGCGACCUCCUGGGCUUCGCCAAGGGCGCUGCUGCCGAGGUCUCCCGUUCUGGCGUCCAGUCGGCAACAUCCGGGCUCGGCGGAGGUGGCAUGCGCCACUUGUUUGUGCCACCGGCGCGAUCGCGGGCUGUCACGACGCCGCCCGCCGAAGACUCGGAGGCUGGUUCAGACCUUCUGGCCGCGGCGCGGACUGCAGCCGACGCGGUCUCGUCUGGAGUCGCCAGCAGUGCAGUCUCCGCGGCGAACGGUCGCCUUCGCGACCUCUUCGCCUCCAACAAGGCCAACAGUGUGCGUCGAGGCCGAGAUGUUGAGGCGGCACCGCCUCGAAGGCGUACGGAGGUAGCUGGCCAACACCAAAGUGCACCACCAAAAAGCCAGCAACCACCCUGGGCCCAAGCUCUCGACGAUGGAGCUGAAACAGAAAAUGUUCGCGCGCGGACUGUUCUUCCGGUGCCUGUACCCUCUCCGCCGCGUCUGCGAGCGCAGCCACCCCAACCCCCCGACCCGCCGCCUUUGCCAAAUCGGACCUUUCUUACGGAUCCGAACGAGGAGGGAGAUGCGGGAGCGGAGUCCGGCGAGCUCGUGAUGGCCCGGGGUUCCGAGUGCCGCCAACAAUCUCAGUGUAGACCUCCAGACAUCUCCAGUUCCGGAUGUUGGACUUGCAGAUUCCGUGUCGGCCCAAAUUCUGGCAAGCCAAGGGUUGGCGUUAUGGUAUUUUAUGGUUAUAGCUAA